Molecule: messenger RNA, 1596 nt
Organism: Ciona intestinalis (vase tunicate)
Lineage: Eukaryota; Metazoa; Chordata; Ascidiacea; Phlebobranchia; Cionidae
Product: monoacylglycerol lipase ABHD2-like
Biological process (GO): sperm capacitation; steroid hormone receptor signaling pathway; acylglycerol catabolic process
Cellular component (GO): sperm flagellum; sperm plasma membrane
Molecular function (GO): monoacylglycerol lipase activity; acetylesterase activity
Source: RefSeq, a predicted model, not a curated record
ACUAUAUAGCACUCGCGUCUGUAGUAGUGGGUAGGGUGUGGUCUGCGGUUUAGGUCAAGGUCGCGAAAUGCUGCCUGUCAUUGCUAUUGGCACUGUGAUUUUGUUAUUCGUUUUUAUUAAAUUUUUACGAAUUCAUGAUGAGACAACACGACCAAAGCUGCAUCACUCCGGAUCUGGUUUUAUAAAGAAAGUUAUUUCAAAAUGUCCUUCACUGACUGAAAUCUACCAACCCCCAUCUUUAUGGGGCAAAUGCGGACACAUCCAAACUGCCAUAUAUGGUAAAAUUGGACGAAUUGACUGCCCUCAGCCAAACGGAAAACGUCAUUCAAUUACAUUGGCAACAAAAGAAACAAUAACAUUUGAUGUUUUCCAACCAGUUAACGGUCACCAUUCUUCAGGUGAAUGCACAAUACUGGUGUGUCCCGGUAUUUGCAAUUCCUCGGAAAAGAAAUAUGUUCGAACUUUUAUUCACUAUGCAGUUAACAUGGGAUUUCGUGUAGCAGUUUUAAACCACAUUGGAGCUCUGCCUAAUGUCCGAUUGACAUCUCCAAAGAUAUUUACAUAUGGUGAAACAAAGUAUUUCGAUUGCAUGGUACAAUGCGUGACAAGCAGAUAUCCAACUUCGCGUUAUGUGAUCGUUGGUUUCAGCAUGGGAGCAAAUAUUGUGGUUAGAUAUUUGGCCGAAGACAGAUCCAGGCAACUUCCUAUUGUGUGUGCUGUGAGUUGGUGUCAAGGGUAUGAUGGAUUAAGAUCAACCCACGCUCUUUCAUCUGGAUUUGGACGUUUCUACAACUACAUGGUGACGAUGAAUUUCAAGAAAAUUCUAAAACCUCACUGGAACGAACUGUUUAAAGUCCCCACCAACAACAAUGACACCAAAUUAAGUUACGACGAGAAAAAAGUUGAAUCGGCAACGACUUUAGCUGAAAUUGAGGAUGGGUUACUCAGGCAUUUUGACGGCUUUAAGAGCCAUGUUGACUACAAAGCACUGUGUGGCUGCGCUCACAUGAUCGACAAUAUACACAUUCCUAUACUUCUGCUAAACUCUGAGGACGACCCUUUAAUAAUAAGUGACGUGCAUGACAUCCCUAUUUCUUACAGCAGAAAAUCUGAGAAAGGGCUGUUCGCCGCCAUGCAACAUGGUGGUCACUUAGGUUUCUACAAAGGCAGGUGGUAUAAACCAGAUGCUACCACUCUACUUGAGUCUAUAACCAUGGAAUACAUUGAAGCUGUAUUAGGCCAUAUUUAACGUCUGUUGCUUCAUUGUUGCUUUCUAUUUCACUUGUAGGCCUUUGCUUUAGAUUGUUUUUUCUCCAUUUUUACUUUUCACCUAACAAAGCUAUAUUUCUAAAAAUAAAUUAAUCGUGAGAUUGUAAAAAUAAAUAAAUUUAAUUUGAUUAUUGUUAUUUCAUUCUAGUGUCUUCUUGCACUUUUAUUUAACCUUUAAUUUUGAACAUAUUUUGUAUUGUGUCUAUUUUCAGUUUUCGCAAGUACAUGUACACAGUAGUAUGUUUUAUUGCUCUGUAAAUGCACAAUUCUUUUAUACAAACUGUAUGCGGAACCUGAAUAUAAUUCAAAAUAAAAAAAGUUAAAUAA